GGAUCUCAACAGUGUCUUGCAUUAAUUUUUCACUUCCCCAAUCUCCUUUUGGGUCUGUUUUGUCCCCAUUUCAGAUCAUUCAGAGCAGAUUUCCCGAAGAAAACUCCCUAAGCACGACGGAACUUUUCCUCCAUCGAAGAAUGACAACGAAACAAACUCGCACUGGCUUGCAAGUCUAUUAGCCUCAUAGCAUGCCAGUGAUGCAUUAUGGCGGGAAAUGACAUUCUCGUUUUACCGCCACUUUUCUUAACACCCGCAUGUCAACAAUUACACAACGAAGUUUUAUCGAGAAAAAAUAAAUACCACCCACCACUCAAAGGUCUCACACGCGAAUGUGGUCGAGAACAAGCAUUGCGCUAUUGAGAAUUUAAUCCACGCGCGAGAAAUCUCGAAACGGGAUGCGUCAAUUUAUUCUAAUUAUAGCUUGACCAUGAAAAAACGACACUCGGAAACUGAAAGUCGACUUCUUUCGCAUUUCUCUGCAUCUACUCUAUAGGUUCUAUAAAGCAUUCAAUCGUGAUUUGUGCAAGAAGAUGCUGUGUCUCGCCAGAAGAGGAUAUCAUGUUGGGAUUAGGAACUUUGCCAGUGCGGCUCAGACGCAACUUAAGGAAAUUCUGAGCCAACAGCUGAAGGAGAUCGAAAAUGCCGGCACGUACAAAACCGAGAGAAUCAUCACGUCCGCCCAGAAAACGUCAAUCUCUGUGGCCGGAAGUGAAACUCCAGUGCUGAACUUCUGCGCCAACAAUUAUCUGGGAUUGGCGUACAACAAGGACAUCAUUUCGUACAGCAAGAAGAUUCUGGAAAAGUAUGGCGGCGGUGCAAGUUCUGUUCGCUUCAUUUGUGGCACUCAAGAUAUCCACAAAGAACUCGAGGCGAAGAUAAGUCAAUUCCAUCAGCGCGAAGACACAAUUCUCUACGCUUCGUGCUUCGAUGCCAAUGCUGGGAUAUUCGAGGUCUUGUUGACGCCCGAAGAUGCUGUCUUCUCCGAUGAGCUCAAUCACGCGUCCAUCAUCGACGGCCUGCGGCUGUGCAAGGCAAAGAAGGAGCGCUACUUGCACAGGAACAUGGAGGAUCUCGAGGAGAAGCUGAAAGCCUCCACGGGGAGAAUGAAGCUCAUCGUCACAGACGGCGUUUUCUCGAUGGACGGCAAUGUGGCACCUCUGCCGGAGAUCUUCCAGUUGGCGGACAAGUACAACGCUCUGGUAUUCCUGGACGAGUGUCACGCCACGGGAUUCUUCGGCGACACGGGCAGAGGCACUGAGGAAUUCCACGGUUUGAUGGGCCGCGCGGACAUUAUCAAUUCCACGCUCGGCAAAGCGUUAGGCGGCGCAUCCGGCGGCUACACGACGGGUCCCAAAGAGCUAAUAGAUCUGCUGCGGCAGAAAUCGCGGCCAUAUCUCUUCUCCAACACUCUGCCGCCGCCGGUCGUGGGCACUGCCAUCAAAGUCAUGGACAUUCUGCUCAGCUCCAGCGACUUGUCGCGCAAGAUCAAGCGCAACACGGACCAGUUCCGCACGGGCAUGGCCAAGGCGGGCUUCUCACUGGCCGGCAUGAAUCAUCCCAUCUGCCCAGUGAUGCUAGGCGAUGCCAAGCUAGCAAGUGUGUUCGCCAAUGAGAUGCUGAAGAAAGGAAUCUACGUGAUUGGCUUCAGUUUUCCCGUGGUGCCGAAGGGAAAAGCUCGCAUACGCGUCCAAAUAUCCGCGGCACACUCCGAAGAGGACAUCAAACGCUGCAUCGAAGCCUUCAGCGACGUUGGCCGACAACUCGGCGUCAUUCAGUGAAAACCUUCAAGGUGCAUU
Phlebotomus argentipes is the source of this 1799-nucleotide messenger RNA. RefSeq names its product 2-amino-3-ketobutyrate coenzyme A ligase, mitochondrial (gene Gcat). Gene Ontology annotation, biological process: biosynthetic process; L-threonine catabolic process. Lineage: Eukaryota; Metazoa; Arthropoda; Insecta; Diptera; Psychodidae. The transcript is spliced from 4 exons. The record is from RefSeq and is a predicted model, not a curated record. The coding region runs from base 534 to 1781 and encodes 415 amino acids. Gene Ontology annotation, molecular function: glycine C-acetyltransferase activity; pyridoxal phosphate binding.